UGCACGUUCAAAUGAGUGACCGAGUCUAGAAAUAGAUAUGUCAUGUUCAUCAAAAUGGUAUUUCUUGACCAAACUAAACAAAGUUAUUUUUACUGUGACUUUAGUUGCACUUUGUUUACUUGUCCUUGGAUUUUUAACGCCAUUUUGGAUUUUGAUAUCAGUUGAAUUCUUUUUCCACGAAUACAGUAGAAAUAUAGAAGUUUACUCUUUUUAUGAACUACCCGAGACAGAAUAUCUUGGUCUCUGGCAGUGGUGCUUUAAACAUUAUGGAUGUUUUGAUUUAUCAUUAUUGGCUAAAUAUUUUUCCACCCUUUACAAAUCUGAUGGUAGAGAAGAUACGCCAAUAUACAAGAUAAACAGCGUUAUAAAUUUGUGGAUAGUUUCAAGAUCAUGUGCCACCGUGGCCGUCGUUUGUGCAAUCUCGUUUUCGAUUUGGAAACUAUAUUUCAUCUGGAGACGAAAGUCUAACCAUGUCCGUGUCUACCAUAGUGUGUCAAUUGUUGUGAAUUUCUUCAUUAGUUCUGCUUUAACUGUAUGCUUGGUAACGUUUGGUGUCGCAACACAAACCUUGGAUGAGCUGAAAAAUUAUUACAUAUCGGAAAUUAGUAUAAUACAAGACAUUAAUAGAUAUUUUUUUAUUUCUUUCUGGAUGGUUUCUGUUUCAACAUUAUUGUACUUUUGUAAAUGGAAUACUAGCUGUAAUUAGUCUAUAUAGUUACAAUGCUAACAA
Molecule: messenger RNA, 730 nt
Organism: Mytilus trossulus (common blue mussel)
Lineage: Eukaryota; Metazoa; Mollusca; Bivalvia; Mytilida; Mytilidae
Exons: 3
Coding region: 38-706 (222 amino acids)
Source: RefSeq, a predicted model, not a curated record